Messenger RNA from Bicyclus anynana (squinting bush brown), 3455 nucleotides. RefSeq lists its product as uncharacterized. Bases 244 to 2739 code for a protein of 831 amino acids. The record is from RefSeq and is a predicted model, not a curated record. The transcript has 3 exons. NCBI's taxonomy places the organism in Eukaryota, Metazoa, Arthropoda, Insecta, Lepidoptera, Nymphalidae.
GUUUGUUCGCUUUUGGUCACUCUGUGACUCAUGACGCUUGUUUAAAAACAAAUUGUUUAACGUAAAUCCAAUUAACUAUACAAUUUGAUUUAGAAAGAGAUGUGUAUCCAACAUUUUAUUAAUGUGUAGGUACCUAAUUUAAAACAUGUGGAAGUACCUAUUGAAAAAUUGCACAUAAUAUGUCAUCUAGAAAGAUUUGCCAAUUUUACGACGAAAACCAAUUAAGAAAACUGAUGAGUACGUAUGCAUAUCGUCGUCAUAGUCAUACGUGUUUACCACAAAAGUACAGAGCACUUGUUGCGUAUCCGAACGACGAAGGUCCUGUUGAAACAAGACAAGAUGUUAAGAAAAGAAGAAAACCUUAAGAAUCCUGGAUUUUAUGUGGCUAACGACAAAUACCACAUGUAUCCUGAAACAGAGCUUGUAUUGAAAAAGAAAUUAUCAAGUACCAACCGAUCUUCUUCUUCAAAUCCUAAUAAUGAUCAAACUUUGCCAAGGAUGUUGAUCAAGCGACAUUGCAAUCGAGCAAUAGAGAAUAUUAAUCCUAAACGAACAAAAGUAGAUAAAACUCGAGAGUCAACUGAAGUCACUGUCAAAAGAAGACAUUCUACAACCACGGUAUCUGGAUCUUCAAGAAGAAACCAAUCCAUGAUUGAGAAGGACAAUCCAUUAAUUUAUUCUGUUGGUACAGAUGAUGCUGGUGUCAGGUCUGUUGGUGAAAAAAUCACUGAGAAAAUCACUGUAUUUCAAAGUACUAGUGAAGAUGAAAUAUUCAACACUCAUCAAUCUUCCUCAUCAAUACAUCUAACUAAAGAACGGGCAUUACCAAUUCCUCAUAACUAUAUUAAUGACAUUAUGGCAAAAGUAGACGCAUGCAAUGAACUUAUAACAACUCAUGAUCAAGUACUUCAGUCUAAUCGUCGUUUAGUCAAUGAAAUAUCUACCAGUCCCACUUUUCUACCCACUCCAGAGUAUCAUAAUGCUGGUAUAUCUCUGCAGCAAUGGCAGAACCCCCACCAUUUAGAAAUAUUUACCAAAGUUGAUAACAAAUCUAAUGUCAGCCAACAAACAAGCCCUAACGAUACCAUAGCUGCACCAGCCACAACACUAAAGCCUUCCGCAACAUCCUACAAACAUCCUCAGUUAGACCAACAUACUCAAUUACCAAACAUAAGUUAUUAUAAAGUAAAUGGGAAAUCAUAUCAGAAUUUAAUACCUAGAGAUUCAACGACAUGUGGUAAGGUGACUCAUCAGAGACUAAGUCAGAAUAUAAAAAAUAAUACUCCAUAUACUCAUCACUUACUGAACUGUAAAAGAGCCGGCUCCCAGUUAUGUGACAAUAUGAAAUCUUCAUCUUCGUCAUUAGUGGAAAGAAAGGCUCAUCUGUCAAAGCAAUACCGACAAGAAAUCACACAAGCUCCUGCAAUAAAUGGUGGAUAUUUUAUUAAAGAAAGCAGAAGUAAUUACAAAUUGAACGGUGUUGACAAAACAUGUGCAGCACAUAAUCUUCCAAAUGUACCUUAUGAGGCUCCUUGCUCAACCCAGCAACCGAUAGAGCGACAGCAUUUACCAAGUAAAGAAAAUCAUUUUCAUCAAAUUCCACAGGUACGAAAUAUGCCUAGAAAGAUUCAUGCCACUAAAAAUAUUGAUCAGAGUCUUAAGUUUUGUAAUAACUUGAAUCAAACCCAUAAACAAAAUGAAUUAAAUUUAGAAAGAUCGUUUAAUUAUUUCCUCUCGCAGAAUGAAAAUCAACAGAAUGAUCAAGACUAUUUGAAACAACAACGACUGGGGGAGGAACAAUCCAGUGUAUCUACAGAGUGUAACCAUAAUGAUCACCCUAUACCUGAACAAAGUUUAUUUCACUGUAUGGACAUACCAAAUCGUGUACCUAAAGAAUCCGAGAAAUUACAAAAAAAUAUACAAUCUCCAUGGAAUCAUCAAUUCCGAGAUACACGUCCACAGAAUAUACAUUCUGACGUCUUUAAAAUUAAAAACCAUAGUCAAAAUACUAAGAAAAUCUUAGCCUUUUUACGAGUUUUAAAAGAAACACAAACACUGCCUGAUUUACGAAAAGCUCAGAAUUUAUUGAAACAAUACUUUUCAACUGCUCAGGGAAAUAAUUAUUUGCAAAAUCCACGUGCACCAGGAAGGCUAAAUGAAAGAACUACUAAACAGAAUGAAAUGAGUCAGGCUACUGCAGCAGCAGCUCAAAAUAUUGCAGCAGAACCAGUACAUAUUCUGCAAAAUUUCAACAACGUUCAAUCUUCGUCAUUAUCUGAUAGAUCACAUGUCAAUCAAAAUCCGCUCUUUCCUAAAAUGGUAGUUGAACAGUCAACCAAAAACAGCAUGAAACACAUUCACUUCAAAGGUGGCAUACUUGAGCCGUCUGCUAUUGUAAAUCAUCCAACAGACAAAUGCUUUUCAGAUGAGCGUCAGUUAAAUAUGAACUGCAAAUCUUUACAACAAAAAGAAUUUUCACAGAGUCAACAACAAUCCCGAGAUUUGUCUAAUGAAAGUAAUAAAACUAAUAGCGAUAGUCCAAUGCUUGGAAUUGAAGAAGUCCUGAAGAAAACUCUACCACCGCCUGUUCUAGAAAAAGCUUCCAAAUUAAUAAAAAGAUCCUUAUCAACUCAUCCCAGGAAGCAUGAUUCAAGAAUAGAAAUUUGGAAUGAAGAGUUGUGGGCUUCUCUGUCUCCAGAUGUUAAGAAAAAUCUCCUACUACGUCUCUUGAAGAGUUGAGAAGUUCAGCCUGCGAUCUCAUCUGGCCGAUCAAAUGAAACUCUUAAAAAAAUCAAGUGUCUAAAAAUCCGUAUCAUAUAUGUAUACAGAUAGUAUGUGUCAAACAGACAAAUACUUACCAGAACAGCCACUGUCUAAUCUCAAAAUGUCUUCUUGUGUAAAAACUUGCUGAUGUAAAUGCGGGAAUACCAUCUGUAAGUAAUUUCUCAGCUAAUCAGACUACUAAACAAUCUACGUCCUUGGAGAAGUAAGCACAGUCUAGAAGCAUAGUCUUAGUAGCAGUGCAAAAUAUGCUAAAUGAUAUCCAUCGUCUAGUUACUGUGUAGUAAUGAACUGAUUUGUCUCAAACUUUUGCAAUUUACAAAGCAGUGCAAAGCUCUAUGAGUCAAUCUGCUAUACAUACAUGCUUUAUACACACAAAAGCUAAAAUUAGCUCAGGAAUCCCGUGUCCUAUUUCCAGCAACUGGUUGUUUAUUUUCGUUAUUUAUAUAUUUUCUGUAACGUGCUAUACCCAAAAUGGUCGGUUUUCUUUACGUUCGCCCCCUUGAUUUUCAUCAUCUACUUCAAGAUAGUUACACGCAUACCUUCACGUCAGUAUGCGUCUCGUAACUCUAUGGCUGUGACUUUAGGCGACUAAUGACGCUUCUUUAUAUUUGUUAGCUUUGUUUUUUUUUAUGUAUAAUAAAUAUAGAAUAAAGCAUUUCAAUUUACUGUUA